This is a messenger RNA of Vespa velutina, 1782 nucleotides long. Its product is annotated as pancreatic triacylglycerol lipase-like. Gene Ontology annotation, biological process: lipid metabolic process. The transcript is spliced from 5 exons. Bases 266 to 1336 code for a protein of 356 amino acids. The record is from RefSeq and is a predicted model, not a curated record. NCBI's taxonomy places the organism in Eukaryota, Metazoa, Arthropoda, Insecta, Hymenoptera, Vespidae. Gene Ontology annotation, molecular function: lipase activity.
CAGUCUGAAACCUGUAUUCUUUCAUUUGUGAUUAAAAUGGCUAAAGAAAUGUUAAUAGACUACUUGAUAGUAUUUCCGCUUGUAUGAUACGGUGUUAGAGAUAAAGCCAAGAAGAAACUGGGCCAAGAAAAAGUAUAUUAGAAUUCGUGACAAUAUAAAUAAAGAUUUAUAAAAGAAAAACCUGAUUCUAAGGUGUUCUAAUUGUUUACUUCUGUAUAGAUAAUUAUAUUUAUAACAUAUAAAAUUAAGUUUUCAAUAAAAUAAAAUGUUUCUAUUAAAAUUCUUGAUAGAGACAUUUAUUUUUGUAUUAUUUUAUGACUUUGCUAUUUCUAAACAAUGGGAAAGUGGUUUACGUGAAAGAUACGAUGGAUAUGGAGAAGAUUGGAUAUUUAUGCCAGAUGGAAAUGAUUUACCUCAAGUAGCAAUAUUAAAGUACGAAGAUAGUAUGAGAGGUAUUCUCGAUAGUGAAAACAUUUCUUAUAUCCUUUACACAAGGUCUGGUCCAGAAAAUGGCACGAGACUUAUGAUUAAUGAUACUGCAGGACUUUUCGAUUCAGAUUUUAAAGCAUCACGAAAAACAAAGUUCAUAACACAUGGAUGGAAGUCCAGUUCUAUGAGCUCUGGUCUCAGAAACAUGAAAGAAGCUUACUUGCAACACGAUGAUUACAAUGUCAUUCUUGUUGACUGGGAACCUUUAGCUGCAAGUACCUUUUAUCUUGGUCCCAUGCAAAAUACCGUUCGUGUAGGAAAGGAUGCUGCUAAUUUCAUCGACUUUUUAGUUACAGAAACUGAUUUAACCGCUGAAGACGUUCAUUUCCUCGGUCAUUCUUUGGGUGCGCAUGUAGCUGGUAAUGCUGGAGAUGCAAUAACUUCUGGUAAAUUAGGCAGAAUUACCGGAUUGGACCCAGCAUUGCCUGGAUUCCACAUGCUUGCUUCUAAUAAAACUCGUUUGGAUUUAACCGAUGCGAUAUUUGUUGAUGUUAUUCAUUCUUGUGGUGGUAUUCUAGGUUAUCUUCAACCCCUAGGUAAAAUCGAUUUUUAUCCAAAUGCAGGAACAGCUGUUCAACCUGGUUGUUGCUGUGUCCCAGAAGUCAUGGAAGCUUGCAGUCACGGACGAUCCUACGUUUAUUUUACAGAAAGUAUUAAUUCCAAGACUGGAUUUCCUGCAGUAAAAUGCGAAAAUUGGGAUCGUUAUAUAAAUGGUGAUUGCAUUGAUUCCAGGAUAGUUUUAAUGGGAGAACAUGUAGAUAAAUCUGCUAGUGGAUCUUAUUUUCUUAGAACACGAUCUGAACCACCUUAUGCGUAUCUACCAGAAAUAACCAACAAUGAUAUUUAAAUUCUAAUUUUGUUAUAAUAGGAAAAAAACAAUUCUUAUAAUUCUUUAAUUAUUAUAUCAAAUGAUUAUAGAGUUCAUUCAAUAGUAAUCAAAAUUUGCUUUUCUUGUUUGCUUAAUUACAGGUAAUAUACAAUAUAGCACUAUAUUCUAAAAAAUGUAUACUUGAUUUGCUUUAAUAAAUAUUAACUAUAUUGUUUUGCAGUUAAACAACUUUUAUCAUUUAUAAUUCAGCUUACCUACAAAUUCAGCUAUUUGAAUAGUGAGUGCAAUUCAUUAUUCAUAUAAUGAUAUCGUUCCAAAAUAAUUAAGUAUCACGCAUGUAGGAAUGAUGUAAAUCAUUAAAUUGGUUUAUAUAAUAGAGUAGUUACAUAUUUUUUUCGAUAGCGAUGCGUGGCUGAUAAAACCAUAACACUAUCUUUAAUACUCAAAGCAUAUAAAUGAUUCAA